CCGAGUCUUGCAUCAAAUCGCCAUUGGGUUUGAUCUUGAAUUUUGAAAAAAAAGAAACUAUAGCAAGUCCACAACGGUAAAGUUUGGUUUAACUAACUGGAAAUAUAAUGUGUUUGUCGGAAGAAUUCUGGGGUUCUGACAUAGCCAAUUCUUGUUUAUGGGCAGAGAUAAGUGAAGAGAUCUUGUAUCAUUUACACAAGCACGCCCAUUUGCAGAACAAAAAAUGAAGGGAAUGGACAGGAGAAACAGAGAAGAGGGCUUUACAAAUUAUAUUCAUGGAGGAUAGAGGCGCUUUCUCCACUGUGACUCCGAACUCAACAUAUAUGUGGCCCUCAAGAUAACAAGGAGCAAAGAUAGAUUAUAGAGAAAUAAUCUUGAUCGUGAGAUUAGAACCCUGAAAGUAUAGCACGGGCUGAUCCAGAGGACAAGGAAUGUGUGGUUAAAUUGCUCGAUGAUUUUACACACAGUUUGUUUUGGGUAAUAGUGUUCGAGUCCCAGAAAAGUUUGAAGAUGAAGAUGGAUGGAGAUUUGGAUUCAGUUGGUAGCAAUAAAGAUAAUUCACCUAAGGGGAGGCCUCCUGAAACUUACAGUUGUAGAUUUUGUAACAGGAAAUUUUCUAAAUUACAGGCUCUUGGAUGUCAUAUGAGGAGCCAUCGUGAUGAGAUAAAGAAUGAGGAGCAUGAAAUUGCAAAGGCUCUUGCGGAACAGAAACGUGCAAGCAGUUCUUGGAUGAUGAACAAUCAACAUUUAGCAGCUCAAAUCUAUGCAUCCAUCCCAGGAGGAGUGCAGACACAUGUUGAGCUAUUUAGUCCAUCACAAGUCCAGACAUGGGCUCAAGCUGGCUGUUCAUCUUCACUCUCAACAUAUUCAGACCAGAAUGUAGGUGGAGGAAUUUCAGGAGUUGGACCAUCUUUACCCACAUCAUGUUUGAACCAGCAACAACAAGAUCAUAUCAAUUAUCAAAUGAGGGAGAGAUACCCAUCUCACCCUAAUCAUCAAAUGAGGGAGACAUAUCCAUCUCUUCCUUACCAAAUGAACAACAAUCCAGAAAUAGGAGGAGGAGCAUCUCUUGUUAACAAUUCAGGAAUAAGUGGACCUUCUCUUCCCAUGAACAACCAAUUACAAAUAAGGGGACCCUCUUCCCCAAUUUUACAAGGAGGCAAUCCAAAUCUUGUUGUGAGUGGGCAGAAUCAUCAUCUGAGCAACAACAGUUUUUCAGUGUGCAUCCUUCUCAGCAAGCCAUUCAUUACCCCUGGCUUAAUCAACCAUCAUCAUCAACAACAACAUCAUCUGCAGCCCAAACCGUAG
Molecule: messenger RNA, 1308 nt
Organism: Cryptomeria japonica (Japanese cedar)
Lineage: Eukaryota; Viridiplantae; Streptophyta; Pinopsida; Cupressales; Cupressaceae
Exons: 3
Coding region: 511-1308 (265 amino acids)
Source: RefSeq, a predicted model, not a curated record